Molecule: messenger RNA, 1120 nt
Organism: Cuscuta europaea
Lineage: Eukaryota; Viridiplantae; Streptophyta; Magnoliopsida; Solanales; Convolvulaceae
Source: the annotation of a GenBank genome assembly
AGAGAGUAUAAGAUUCAACGAUGAUUAUGCGUGCAAACGACCACGUCAUCUGUUCCCUUCCGUAACAACUCUGUUACGAGUCAAGCUUCUAAAACGAAGCAAAGAGAGAUGGUGUCAUCUCUAUCGGUCCAACCGGACCGGACGAUCAUCGGCAAUCGUAUGUCCGGUUCAUUCCGGCGCAGGUCACUCUUCCGUAGCCCUAACUCGUUUCACGCAACCGAUAGGAUAAAAAAACUCGGCGUCGUAUUCAUCUCCCGCCGACGAACCUUAGACACGACCGUCCAAGCCAGCUCGAGAGCAGAAGACUCGGUUCCUUUCGAGAUGUCCGUAGAGAACGCACUGAAGCUGCUCGGAGUUCAGGACGGUGCCUCCUUCGAAGAUAUUCUCCGUGCCAAGAAAUCGAUUGUUGCUGCGAGUAAAGGUGACCCAGAAACCAUUAUAAAGGUGGAAGCUGCAUAUGAUAUGCUGCUGAUGCAGAGCUUGUCGCAGAGGAGAGCUGGAAAAGUUGUUGACAAAUCUAUUCGUUAUGCAGAUGUUAAAAAAUCUGUCAAUGCCUCAAGAAUGAACUCAAUUCCUAAGUGGUUGCAGAAUGCUGUCAGGAAUUCGACCGUUUCAUUUGAAACACCAUCUACCAGAGAGCUGGCUGUCCAAGCUGGGGUUUAUGGAGCCCUAUCAGUUCUAACAUAUGCAAAUGGAGCCCCAACUUCAUCUGAUGCAGCUUUUCCAGGAGGAGCAGAUAUCCCUGGCUUGAUUUUAGCCACCAGUUUUGGAGCAACCUUGUAUUUCAUCACCAAGAAAAAUGUUACCUUGGGCAAAGCAAGUCUGGUGACAAUUGGUGGGCUGGUGGCAGGGGCAGUGAUGGGUUCUGCAGUUGAGAGUUGGUUGCAAGUAGAUAUUGUCCCAUUUCUUGGCAUACACAACCCUGCUACUCUAGUGGCUGAAUUCAUUAUUCUUUCUCAAUUUUUGGUUUCUUUGUAUAUAAAAUAAUAAGCAGACGGGAAACACGCCAUUCCCUGCUCAUUUGCAGUAAGUGUGAUUUUGCACUUAUUCAUAGAGGAGUAUUUGCUUAAAAUGUAUGGCUCUGUUUGGUUGUAUUAAUGCAAAGUGGAAAUGGCAAUAA